This is a messenger RNA of Mucor velutinosus, 1941 nucleotides long. RefSeq lists its product as uncharacterized. Lineage: Eukaryota; Fungi; Mucoromycota; Mucoromycetes; Mucorales; Mucoraceae. The transcript is spliced from 7 exons. Gene Ontology annotation, biological process: endocytic recycling; receptor internalization. Gene Ontology annotation, cellular component: early endosome. The coding region runs from base 1 to 1941 and encodes 646 amino acids. The record is from RefSeq and is a predicted model, not a curated record. Gene Ontology annotation, molecular function: phosphatidylinositol binding; metal ion binding; ubiquitin binding.
AUGGGAUCAUUCUGGUGGGGAUCAAAUGGGCUCGAUGAGCUUAUCGAGAAAGCGACAUCGGAAUUAUUGCCAGCUGGUCAGGUUGACCUUGCACUUCAUCUAGAGAUAAGUGACCAAAUACGAAGCAAGAAAGUAAACGCAAAGGAUGCGAUGCGAUCAUUGAAGCAACGCUUAAACCAUAAGAAUCCAAAUGUAGUCAUGUCUACAUUAGAGCUUGUAGACACUUGUGUGAAAAACAGUGGUAGUACGUUCGUCAAGGAAGUUGCGACCAGAGAAUUUAUGGAAGAACUGACGCAUAUUAUCAAGAUGCCUAAUGGAAGUAGUCAUGUCAAGAGUAAAGCACUGUCUCUGAUUCAAGUAUGGGGGAUCGCUUCCAAAGGAAAUCCCACGCUUAGCUAUAUCUCGGAUACGUAUACACUGCUGCGUGCAGAAGGAUACACGUUUCCUCACAUCACUGGUAAGAUUGAUGCGACUCUAUUUGAAACGGCAGUGGCACCCGAAUGGACAGAUUCAGCUUGCUGUGAAAGAUGUAGAACUUCAUUCACCUUGACCAACAGAAAGCAUCAUUGCCGGCAAUGCGGUAGCACGUUUUGCCAGCAAUGCUCCUCAAAGAGCAUGCCUUUGCCCCAUCUCGGGAUCAACGACAGUGUUCGAGUAUGUGAUGGUUGCUAUAUCAAGGUAAAGCUUGCCAAGGUAGCUGAUAGAGAUGCAGUGCCACAUUUGCUUGGUACGCCUGCAUCCACCUCUUCCUCUUUAACCCCUACCUAUACACCAUCUAUCAAGAACAAAGCGCAAACAGCCACCACAACCACCACGACAUCCAACACUAACAACAACAGCAGCAGCGCAGUGAAUGACGAUCAAUUUGAGGACGAUAUCAAAAAGGCCAUCGAGUUGUCAUUAAAGGAAUCUCAGCAACAACAAAAAUUGGCUAGCUUUUACAGUAGUGAACAAAAGGAAGAGCCUGCUGCAGUCAACACGAGAAACAAGACGGCUGGAGAGGAGGAAGAGGAUGCCAAUCUUGCCGCAGCGAUUGCAGCAUCAUUGCAAGACAUGAAAUCAUCAGCAACUGGCACUGUUAGAGACGAUUAUCCCAAGUACAAUAACAAUGAAUUAUCGCCCAUUGAUAUGGAGAACAUUCAGUUGUUUUCUACUUUAAUGCAACGUGUUCAAUCAGCAGCAAAUGAUGUAUCUGGUGAUUCGCAAAUCAACCAGCUCUAUACUCAAAUUGGCACACUCCAGCCUAAGCUGGUAAGAACGUUGAAUGACACGAGUCGAAAGCAUGAAAUGUUUGUCAAUUUACAUACCAAAUUGAAUCAAGCUGUCAAGGCAUAUGAUAAAUUGAUUGAAGACAGAUUGACCAGUGCAGCUCAACGUACCAGAACACCUUCAUACCCAACUUACUACAGCCAUGCUCAAACCGCAGCAGCUACUUCUCAAGUCCAGCAUCAAUACCCUUCUCCUACUUGGCAGCAGCCCAUGAAUGGAUAUCCUCACUACAGCGCGCAAACACCCAUCUCGCUUCCUCUUUCUCAGCCAGCUCAACAACCAUUAUCUCAAUCACAGCCAUACCUACAAUCGCAACCACAAUCGCAACCACAACCACAACCACAUCCACAACCUCAGCCUGUGUCUACACUUGAUAGCAUGCGCAUACAUCAAGCGCCUCUACCUCCCCCAUCAGGCCAACAACAAUGGUAUCCAUCUGCUGAACGUUCACCAUAUGAAUAUCAACCCCAAUCUACAAUGGCUCCUGUUCCAGUGCAAACACCCGCAAUGCAGCCUAUGCAGCCACUGCAACAAGCUGUACCUUACCCAGUCAUCAAUCAUGGAUCCAAUUAUACACAACCCCAGCAGCAGCAGCAGCAGCAACAACAACAACAACAACAACAAGUUUAUCACCAACAACCUGUUGAAGAAGCACCUUUGAUUGAAUUGUGA